Mytilus californianus (California mussel) is the source of this 1973-nucleotide messenger RNA. Its product is annotated as glycosaminoglycan xylosylkinase-like. NCBI's taxonomy places the organism in Eukaryota, Metazoa, Mollusca, Bivalvia, Mytilida, Mytilidae. Bases 210 to 1451 code for a protein of 413 amino acids. Gene Ontology annotation, cellular component: Golgi apparatus. Gene Ontology annotation, molecular function: phosphotransferase activity, alcohol group as acceptor. Gene Ontology annotation, biological process: protein phosphorylation. The transcript has 10 exons. The record is from RefSeq and is a predicted model, not a curated record.
UUACUGUUAAAUUAUUGUGAUUCGCCGGUUCACAGAGCAGUUAUUUUAUUGAUUUGGAGUUGUAACACGAUACUAUCAUGACUAUUGACUAAGUGAACGUUCGUUAUAGUUCACACCUCAGUCUAAUGGUUAUCCAUGAUUGAAGCCAGUUACAGCAAUGUUCAAAGGAAGUACAUGUAUAGGAUUUAUUGAACAGCAGUAUACAGGAUAUGAAGUUAAAAUGGAAAAUUAUAGUUUUGAUCAAUAUUAUCUUCAUCUUUUUUGUUUCAUUUAAAAUUUUACAACCUGAGAAUGAGGAUGAAGAUGUAUGGGGAGAUAAUCCAUUACCAACUUCAGCAUCGAGGGAAAGUAGACAGCUGGUUAAGAUUUUGCAGGAGAAAUACAUGUUAAAAUCAGAAUAUUGUCAAUCUGAUGAUGAUCCAUGGAAGAUUGCAGCUGAUUGGGUUAAAAGAAGAGAGAUUAUCCCUGAAAAUGCUCCAAAACUAGGUUGUGUUUUGCAUUCCUUGAAAAGUGGGAAGAUUUUAUCUGCAGAUGUUGGUUAUAAAGGGACACAACUCAAAUUAACAUUGCAGUUAGAAGGUGGGCAGAGAGUUAUAUUUAAACCAAAGUGGUUUGAAAGAGACUUUGUGCAAGAAACUAUUAUUUCUGGUGGGGAUAGACAUAAUGGAGAAAUUGCUACAUUUCAUCUUGGCAGGCUUCUUGAAUUCAGAAGAACACCAAUAGCAGUUGGCAGGAAAAUAAAUUUGAAAACAGAAAUCAUUCCAGUAGCUACUGAGAGAUUACUGAAGACAUUCUUUACCAAAGGUCGAAAUCAGUGUUUUUAUGGUAAAUGUUUGUAUUGUAAGGAUGAAUCUACUGGAGUCUGUGCUGAGGGAGAUAUUUUAGAGGGUGUCAUUAUACUUUGGCUGCCCAAUACAUAUCCCCUGAAAGUAUAUCCUAGUCCAUGGCUAAGAUCAUAUAAAGCUGGAGUGACUAAAAGGUGGGAGAGUAACAAGGAUUUUUGUAAAGAUGUGAUAAUGAGACAACCUUAUGAUUCUGGACCAAUUUUAAUGGACCUGAUAGAUGCUACUAUAGUGGACUAUUUAAUAGGCAAUGCAGACAGACACCAUUACGAAACGUUAGGGACAAAAAGUGAUAGUAUGGUGCUGAUUUUGGACAAUGGCAAGAGUUUUGGAAAUCCAGACUAUGAUGAAUACACAAUACUGGCACCUCUGUACCAGUGCUGCAAAAUUCGAGAAUCCACAUGGCAGACCUUACUUAUGCUGCGUAAUACAGUGCUCAGCAAGACAUUGCAGACUCUUUUAAGUCAGGAUUCUAUUGAACCUGUUCUUCAUGACAAAUAUUACGCAGCUUUAGACAGAAGACUAGAGAGAAUUUUACUGGAGGUCAAUGAAUGUAUUGUGUCGAAAGGUUUACAUCAAGUAAUAACUGAUACCAGUACACAUUCAUAGCUUACAAUUGGAUCCAGUGUUAAAACAGUCAAGGCAGCAUUAUAUGACAGACUUUAUAACAUGUAAAACUGAUGUCAAGAGUCUUCCAAUCCUUCAAAAUGUAGGGCUUUCAGUGUUUUAUCAAAUCAAAAUAGAAGUGUACAAUCAACUGUGCAAUUAUUUCAUCAUUUUAUCAUCAGACAAAACCAAACUACAAAAUUGAAAUGAUGAGGUAGGUUUUCUAAAGUUCCUCAGUAAAAAAUUAUAUUAUCUUUGAUGAAUAUAGGUACCAUAUUUCCGGCAAACUUUCUCUUGCACAAAAUUGCCUACCUCAUCUACAAUUUAACUGGUUUGAGAUACAAAAUAUUUUUUAUGGCUUUCAUUCGAAUUUUUUUAAUUUAUCUCCCUUACAACAAAUAUGUGACUGACAAUGUCUUUCCCUUUUCUUAGUUUUAAAAUCAUUGAUUUUUGAAUCCAUAUUUGGAUUUAUACAAUUUAUACACAUGUCUUUCAUGAAUAAUAAAUAAAUAAUUUACAUAUCAA